AUGCAAGCAGAAAAAGAGCAAGCACCUCAAGAAAAGACAUCCACUACGAAUGCCUCCACUUCCAAUGAAGAAAAGCAAGCAUUGAAUUUCAAGAGCCUUCAUUUUGGCUGGUUUGUAGGGCACGCUUUGGUUGUUCUCAGUGCUCUCGCCUUCGCCAUCUCCAAUCUCGUAUUCCAUCCCUUGGGGUUCUUUUACAGAUUGGCUUACCUUGGUGUGAUAGCCUCUUAUGGUAUUGUGCUUUGGAAUUCAUACAAGCCCUUGACCAACAAGGAAUCCUAUUUCAAACUGAUGCUGUUGGACGAGAAUUUCCAAUAUUUGAUUAUUGCCGUCUUCUUUUUAUUCUCCAGAAGAGUAGCAGUUACCUUGAUACCAUUUUUCAUCUAUUCCGUCUUCCAUGUGCUUGAUUUCGUUGACGCUGAUCUCAUCCCUCAACUUGCUCCUCAUCAAACCAAGAUCCAGUCUCAUAUCCAGAACAUUGUCAGCAAAUACUAUGACACAGCCAUGAUUCUUGUUGCCAAGAUUGAGGUAUGUGGUGUUAUGACGCGACUUGUGCUCGGACUUUUUGUCUUCCGAUCCAGCAUUUUGUCUAUCCUCGUUUACACCCAGUUUCUGCGUAUGAGAUAUUACAUGUCUGAACACACCCGCGAGUUCUUGACUGAAUUGGGCACCAAGGUUGACAAGGCAUUGACCCCACCCACAGCUCACCCCAAGAUUCCUCCUGCUGUCGUCAAUGCAUAUGCUACAGCCAAGGAAAAGUUGAGAGUGGGAUCUACACCAGCACCUGCAACUACAGCAAAGAAACAAUUGUAA
Molecule: messenger RNA, 810 nt
Organism: Mucor velutinosus
Lineage: Eukaryota; Fungi; Mucoromycota; Mucoromycetes; Mucorales; Mucoraceae
Exons: 5
Coding region: 1-810 (269 amino acids)
Biological process (GO): membrane organization; endoplasmic reticulum tubular network organization
Cellular component (GO): membrane; endoplasmic reticulum
Source: RefSeq, a predicted model, not a curated record